AUGUAUUCUACAAUCCAGCGGCUUAAUACACUUUCAAGCCUAUGGAUCAAUGCACUUUUUUUUUUAUGUCUUUGGAUCACUGUAUCAACUUAUUUUGAUAAGAAAUAUGCAACUUCUAAUGUAAAUCUUAUUUCAGCUCAACGGAAAAUAGCUCGAAUAUCCUAUUCAUUUCGAAAUAUAAAGCAAGAAUAUGCCUUUGUAAGAUUUGAACUUGAUACAGAUAUUACACCAUUAUUUCAUUGGAAUACUAAACAGGUUUUUAUUUAUGUCGUAGCAUCAUAUGUUUCAUCAAAGAAUUAUCCAUAUAAUGAAAUUAUCUUAUGGACUCGUACAAUUCGUCGUAAAAAAGAUGCAAUAAUACAUAUACGGAACCAACAGAAUGUAUAUUCGUUUAAUGAUAUUGAAGGAAGUUUUAUGAAUAAGAAUUUAACACUUUCAAUGUAUUAUAAUAUAAUGCCGCAAGUAGGUAUUUUGAAAUGGGGGAAUGGCAGUCCAUCAGGCAGAUUACCUUUUUCCGUGUUAAAUGAAAUUUUAAUAUAA
Messenger RNA from Pneumocystis murina B123, 540 nucleotides. RefSeq lists its product as hypothetical. The coding region runs from base 1 to 540 and encodes 179 amino acids. Gene Ontology annotation, biological process: protein targeting to ER. The transcript has 5 exons. NCBI's taxonomy places the organism in Eukaryota, Fungi, Ascomycota, Pneumocystomycetes, Pneumocystales, Pneumocystaceae. Gene Ontology annotation, cellular component: signal peptidase complex; membrane. The record is from RefSeq and is a predicted model, not a curated record.